GAAAGUCACAACACCACCAAACUCUACUUAAAGACGAAAAGGGCAGCAAAUUAAAUCUAAAGCCUGCGAGUAGACACACUCCGUACAACAGGCUUCAGUACAGUUACCAUCAACUUAUUUCGCUCACAAGUCUUUGGCUGAUACGAAGCCAUAGUAGAGGAUGCCUGGAUCGAACCUGGAAUUCUAUGAUUACGAACAGUAAGGCAUACGACUUUAACGUUCCGAGGAAGGAUAUCCCCUCGACUCGCAUGGUUCACUUGGUUGAACAGACUUAAACUCAAUAUUACAAGGAUUGGAGCUGUGACUUCCGCUGGUACUAGUUUACGGGAACAGAAGCCUUGCCACAACUAAGUUUAAGGGUAUUCCAGAUAUGACCAUCGCGCCAUUCGAGGCAUACAUCAUACAAUAAUUACUAAUUCAGUCACCGGCAGAGGUCGUCGUCGUCGUCGCCGUCUUCGGUGUUGGCCCGUCUUGGCCCGUCUUGGUGCUGCUGGUCUCCGACUGGCGAAGGUCUGCUCGCUGUGCGUCACACAGACACACAGACCUUCAACGUCACCGCCACCAACACAUUAAAGCUCACAACCUUCCAUCGCUGCCCCCUUUUUGCUUGGGCCCCUUUGCGAUGACAAUAAUUUACCAAUACCGAGUGGCAACGACCAGCCUCGGCGGCUUCCUUCGACUUCUUACAAUAUGGCGCGGAAGUGUCUACAAAUUGAUGUACAAAGAAAUCCUCAUAUUCAGUUCCAUGUAUGCAGCUAUCAGCCUUACUUACAGAUUUGCACUCAAUGACCACCAGAGAAGUAUGUUCGAGAGAUUAGUGAUCCAUUGUAGCAGCUACACCAACUUAAUACCCGUAUCGUUUGUUUUGGGAUUUUACGUGUCCAUCGUGGUGGCCAGGUGGUGGCAACAGUUCAUAAAUGUACCCUGGCCAGAUAGAACGCUGUUCAUGACAAUUACCUAUCUACACGGCCAUGAUGAAAGGGCCCGGAUGUUCCGUAGAACAUUGGCUCGUUACAUGAUCCUCGGUCUUAUACUAAUCUGCCGCUCCAUAAGUGUAGCCGUCAUGAAGCGCUUCCCAACCAUGGAACACGUGAUUGAUGCAGGUUUCAUGACCAAAGAAGAGGUCGAAAUAUGGGAAAGUGUUCAGUGCAAGUACCACAAAUUCUGGGUCCCGCUCACCUGGGCUAACAACGUAUUGGUCACUGCUCGGCGAGAAGAACGAAUCGAAUCCGAUUGGGGACUUCGGAUGAUUAUUCAGCAAUUGUCCGACUUCCGUGACAAAUGUUCCCUGUUAUUCGUCUACGAUUGGAUAACCAUUCCACUGGUCUAUACACAGGUGGUCACAUUGGCCGUGUAUACAUUUUUCGCCUCUUGUCUUGUCGCCCGUCAAUACCUGGACCCGGAGAAGGGUUACGAAGGCUACGGGUACGACCUCUAUGUACCAGUGUUCACUUUAUUACAAUUCUUCUUCUAUAUGGGUUGGUUAAAGGUGGCCGAGCAACUGAUCAAUCCGUUUGGAGAAGACGACGAUGACUACGACAUCAACUGGUUACUGGACAGACACACGGCGGUUUCUAUGACCCUUAUUGACCAAUGCUACGGGAAGCAUCCGCCACUUAUUAGGGACAUGUAUUGGAAUGAGAACAUCGAGGAGCUUCCCUAUACAGAGGCAUCGUACGCUUCGAAGAGACCGAAUUUCUUGGGUUCCACAUAUAACAUAGCUCGACCAAGUAUUGAAGAACAAAGAAUUGUCCAUGAUCUGGCUGAGGUCCCCACUCGCCGUAGCUCGAUAUCCAGUACUGUAGCUGGGUCUUUACUCAGCCUCUUUUCCAGACGACAUUCAAUGACAUUUAUGAUAGCACCGGUCGAUAUAGAAUGCGAAGGAACGACGUCGAACCGACGGAACUCGCAAAAACUAGAAAAAGUCUUCGCUUCAAUGGACAAACCCUACACAAAAAUAGUUUCUCGUCCGCCCUUACUUUCGUCCAUCGAGGAACAGAACACCGUCACCAGCCUGACUCAGGUGCUACCGCAACAACAACAACAUCAACAACAGCAACAACAACAACAACAACAACAACAACAACAGCAACAACAACAACAACUUUACCAUCUGCAAAAGCAGCAAAAGCAACAAAAACAACUACAACAACAACAACAACAACAACUGCAAUUACAAAAGCAACAACAAGCAGUUCUUGCAGAACCGGAAGUAUUUGACGAAGAUUCUUUGUCAGCAUUAACCAAGGCGCAGCGACGUGGAGGCGUAGCGACGCGAAAAGCGCGGCCGAAGAGCGGUCAACAAUAUGUGGCCUUACCGCCAAUUCUAGUGCAGAGGCCAGCGGUCAGGAAAAGCAACCGGAGGAUGACCGGUUGGCUGUCGGACUCGGACCUCAACGCUCAACGUCCGAGCGUGGAGGAAACGGCGCGUCUUCGUCAGCAGCAGCGCCGCUUAUUUCGACGCCGCGCCCGCAGGUGCCACCAUUACAGUGUGGACAGUCCGUCGGACAGCGAAGAGAUGGAAGAGUACGGAGAGGGGGAAGGCAACGGCAGGGACCGUAUCAGGGACCAGUAUUACAACGAAUGUGGUGGCGAUGACGGUGAUGAAGGCGACGAUGACGGCGAUGACAACGAGGGAGCGUUUAAGGCAGCCACGAGACGGGGUCACUGCACCCCUUCCACGACUACUGCUACUGCUACUACAACAACAGCUUCGGCUACCAUGGCAACAACGACGGUGACUACCACCACUACUACUUCAACUACUACUACUGCUACUUCAACUACUACUGCUGCUACUGCUGCUGCCGUGGGUGCUUGUCCUUGCUCUUGUCCGUGUCAGAUCGAACAACAACGGGUGGAUAAAAACCUACCCGAAAGAGCAGCAGCGAAGUCAGCAACGUCGCGAGUUCAAAUGCAAAGCAAGGCAAAACCGUCUCCCCCGCCCCCUCCACUUCCACUUCCGCCCACCCUUAUAAAACAACCCGACCUCAGACUCGCCACUGAAAAAGCCCGAAGUGGCGGCGAACCGAUCUCGCCGCGACGUCUUAAGCAAUAUCAACCGACGGUUCACUUUCAGCCAGAAGUCGUCCAAAAGGACAAACGAGCUCAGGCCAGUCGGUCGCAGCCAGCCCCGCCGCCGCCGGCGAUCAACAAAGCACCCAGCGGAGCGCCGACCCUCAAUGUGCCUCGCCCUUCAAUGUUAACGACCGCUGCAGCGCGGCCACCACCACCACCACCGCCGCAGCCGCCGCCAUCAUCAUCAUCAUCAUCGCUGGUCCAUUCACAACCGCCUCCGACACCGAACUCCGCCAUUGUGAAUAAGACACGCUGUCCGGCAUCUGUUAAAACCACUCAAGAGACUCCAAGCAAACGCCAUCAAGCACAGAACUGACAGCAACACACUCCACCGGGCUUUUCCCCCUCCUCCUCUCUCCGCUUGCCUUCGUCCUGUUCCCUUGUUGAUUAUCUCCCUUGCAAUGGGAUGUCCGAGUGGUGUGGACGCGUCCAAACCAAGACUCCCCCCCUUCACCCUAUUCCCUCCCUCGCCCUCCACCACCCUCCUCCUGCUUCUUCUGACACCAAAACGAUUUCUCCUCUUUGGCGACGAGAUGGCAGAAACGUUAGCACGCCGGGCGAAAUGCUUAACGGUAUUCCGUCUGCCGUUAUGUUCUGAGUUCAAAUUCCGCCGAGGUCGACUUUGCCUUUCAUCCUUUCGGGGUCGAUAAAU
Messenger RNA from Octopus sinensis (East Asian common octopus), 3730 nucleotides. RefSeq lists its product as uncharacterized. NCBI's taxonomy places the organism in Eukaryota, Metazoa, Mollusca, Cephalopoda, Octopoda, Octopodidae. Bases 623 to 3394 code for a protein of 923 amino acids. Gene Ontology annotation, molecular function: chloride channel activity. The record is from RefSeq and is a predicted model, not a curated record. The transcript has 13 exons.